Molecule: messenger RNA, 2442 nt
Organism: Peromyscus maniculatus bairdii (prairie deer mouse)
Lineage: Eukaryota; Metazoa; Chordata; Mammalia; Rodentia; Cricetidae
Source: RefSeq, a predicted model, not a curated record
AUGCCUGAGGUCCUGCAGGGAGGGACUGAUGAAACUGAACUUUUCCCUCCACCAUACUCCUCUAGGGUACAACCGACGGUGCAGCCGACAGCGCCACCACCAGAGCCAGCUUUGGCCCCACAACCCCCACGGGGUCCCGCACAGGCAACGAGAAGCCACCGAGGGGCGAUCCCUCAACCUGACACUACAGUUGCCCUCCCUCUGAGGCCGGCGGGACCCCCAGAUGAGGACGGGAAUCAGCCCUUCCAUUACUGGCCAUUUGCCACUAGUGAUCUCUAUAAUUGGAAAGCACAGAAUGCCCCUUUCUCUAAAGACCCCCAAGACUUAAUUAACCUUUUAGAGACUGUUCUUUUCAUGCACCAGCCCACCUUUGACGAUUGCCAGCAACUCCUGGGCAUCCUCUUCACAAUUGAAGAGAGGGGACGGAUCCUGGAACAUGCCCGAAAGCUUGUCCCCGGGCCUACUGGAGACCCCCUGACUGAUCCGGCUGUUAUAACUGCUGCUUUCCCUUCUACCCACCCCAAAUGGGACUAUAACGCGGCAGAAGGUAAAGAGAGUCUCCGAGUUUAUCGCCAGGCUCUGUUGGCGGGUCUCAAAGCAGUGGCACGAAAGCCGACAAAUAUGGCCAAAGUCUAUGAUAUAAGACAGGGAGUGGACGAGAGUCCGGCUGCCUAUUUAGAAAGGUUAAUGACUGCCUUUAAACAAUACACCCCGUAUGAUCCUGAGUCACCGAUGACAACACAGGCGGUCAUACUAGCCUACAUAAACCAGGAAGCACCAGAUAUUAGAAAAAAGUUGAAGUCAUUAGACAGACUAGGAGAAAGAAACCUCAGGGAGCUAGUAGCGGUGGCGGAAAAGGUAUAUAACAAGAGAGAGACAGAGGAGCAGAAGGAAGAAAGGAAAGGGAAACAAAGACAACAAAGAGAGGAUAGACGAGAUAUGAGGCAGGAAAGGAAUCUAACUAAACUGUUAGAACAACAGCAGGCACAAUUGGAGAGAGUCCUGUUGGCAACUGAGAAAGGAAUUCUCCGAGGAGCCGGAACGCCCCGACCCAAGCCAAAACCCAAGGUAGGAAGAAACCAAUGUGCGUAUUGCAGGGAAGAAGGACACUGGGUCAGGAAUUGCCCCAAGAAGAAAAAGGUACCACAUGUCCCAACCCUAGCAACCACUCUGGAAGAAGAAAGUGACUAGGGGGGACAGGGCUCAGCACCCCUCCCUGAUCCCAGGGUAACCUUAAAGGUGGAGGGGAAGCCAAUCCAAUUUAUGGUAGACACAGGAGCUGAGAGUUCGGUCCUCCUGGCCCCUGCCGGACCCCUGUCCUCAAAACGAACCUGGGUACAGGGAGCCACAGGAACUAAGUCAUAUUCAUGGACUACUCAAAGAACUGUGGACUUAGGCAUGGGGAAAGUAACCCAUUCCUUCCUGGUGAUACCAGAAUGCCCAUAUCCCUUGCUUGGGAGAGAUCUCCUGUCUAAAAUGAGAGCUCAAAUUCAUUUCUCAGACGAGGGAGCUUGGCUAAUGGACUAAAAAGGGAGGCUGAUACAAGUACUCCUGACAACUGACCUAGUCGAGGAAUACAGGCUCCACCUAGAACCUGAGGCUCCCGGGCAAGAAAUUCAGGCUUGGCUCCAAAAAUUUCCCCUAGCUUGGGCAGAAACUGGGAGAAUGGGACUAGCGAAGCAUAGGCCUCAAGUCUAUGUAGAGAUCAAAUCAGAUGCUGAUCCAGUCAAAGUCCGCCAGUACCCCAUGUCCCUAGAAGCAAAGAAGGGAAUAACACCUCAUAUAAGGAGGCUUCUGAGUUUGGGAGUCCUGCGACCAAUUCAGUCCGCAUGGAACACUCCUUUGUUACCAGUCAAGAAACCCCACACAGGGGACUACAGGCCAGUCCAGGACUUAAGGGAAGUGAACAAGAGAGUGGUGGAUAUUCACCCCACUGUGCCUAACCCAUAUACCCUGCUGAGCUCACUACCUCCAGACCGGCAGUGGUACUCUGUUCUGGACUUGAAGGAUACCUUUUUCAGCCUCCCUUUAGCCCCCAAGAGUCAACCGUAUUUUGCCUUUGAGUGGCACGACCCUGAGAUCGGGAUCAGCGGGCAGCUGACAUGGACUAGACUCCCUCAAGGGUUCAAAAAUUCUCCAACCAUAUUUGAUGAGGCUCUUCAUGAAGAUCUGGGUGAGUAUCGCACCCAAAAUCCAGACAUCAGCUUGUUACAAUAUGUAGAUGACUUGUUGAUUGCUGCAGUCGAUAGAGCAGCCUGCCUUAAAGGGACUGAGAACUUGCUGCUGACCCUAGGACGCCUAGGGUACCGAGCCUCGGCCAAAAAGGCCCAAAUUUGUAAGAGGCAGGUCGGGCUCAGGUUACGCCGUGCCAGGAAAAAUGAUCAGCCUCUACCUGAUUCUCCUACUUCUGCCUGGUGCCACCACGGAGAUCAGCCAACCUGA